AAUUCUUUGCAAAAAAGCGUAUAUGCUUUAUCUACAAAUGAUCUUUGGUUUUGCGAAUUCAUCACUAUUUUAGACCAUGAAAUUUUUCAAGAAACAUAGAUUCAUGUUUCCAUUAGUUACAAUAUUUUACUUAAGUGAAACACUACUCUAAAGGUUUAUAUUGGUGUAAUUUUAUUCUUUAAAAAUAUUUAGUAAUUAUAAAUGUCGUUAUGCAAAAAAUUUAAAGACACAUGAAACAUAGUGAGUAUUAAAUUAACUAUCAAUGCUUGAAACAUAGAAAUCAAUUUAAAAAUGUUAAUCUUAGAGUUAACUAAAGUAAUAAAAGAAUUAUGUUAUUUCAAAACAACUAAAAAUGUUAUUUUAUUAAUUAAUACAGUCACUAUCAAUAACAUUCAAAACCAUUUGAUUACUAUAUAUAUACAUUUAGAUAUCAUGGUAAGAGGAGAAGAAAAAUCAAAGAAUAAGUAAAAAAUUAAUCAUACAAAAUGGACACUAAGACAAUUUUUAUGACAUUUUUCAUAAUCAACACUUUAGUGUCAUGUGCGUAUCCAUGUUUGGGCCAAGAAAAUGUUGACGAUAAACCACUAGUCAAUCCCGGUGAGUUUGAUACAUUGGAUGCAUUAUCGCCGGCUUCGCAGGAGUACAAUAUUUAUAUGUUAGAGAACCUCCCACCAAAAUACAAAACGUAUCUCGGAACCUGCGCUGAUAAGAUGGGGCCCAGUGGUAUUUCGGAAUGUAAUGAAGAUGUUCUUAGAGAGAUUCUUACGAACAAACCUGUUUCAAGAGAGUGUUGUUUGAUGGUAGUAAGAGCUGGAAAAGAAUGCUACAUGGAGAUUAGAAAGUUAAUGUUUCGAUUGUAUCAACUCAAACGCUUUGCUUCUCAAGUUUUUUUCAAAACUAAUGAGGUUUGGAACAGAUGUUCUGCUGAAGUUGAAAGUCCUUCAUCUUCUCACGACCACGCGAUUUAGUUAUCUUGAUUGAAUAUUUUGUUAUAUUAUAUGAUGUAUCAUGAAAUAAUGGUUUGUUAUAUUAUUCUAACUAUAUAAAAUAAAAUAAAACAUUCAUCAGCUUUUUCGUUUUCCUAACUCUAAUGUGGUAUAAGAAAACUUUAGUGCGAUAUCUUGGUUGUUCUAACUAGUGUUUGCUUAGCAUUGUUUUUUAUUUUAUCAAAUAUAAAACAUAAUUGCACAUAAAUAUUGUUAAACAAAAUCAUAUAUUUCUUUCUUUGUAACUCGAAUAAAUUAAUUGAUUUGAAAUUCAAUUAAAUUUAUGAAAAAAUCAAAAGUGAGAGAACGAUAUAGGGAAAAACAAUAGGUAAUUUUCAUGUUUCGUGAAAUAAAAACGUUCAUCUCAUUUUUAUGAUCCUAGUUAGGACCUAAUAUGAAAAUUCCUGAUAACGGGUUGUGAGUUAAUUAUCUAAAACUCUUUUACAAUGUUUUCCACAAAACAUAUAACUUCUCUGUUUUUCAAGGUUUAUAUCAUCUCUUCUUUUGUAAUAAUCCACUUACAGAUUGAAAUAAUCUUUGUAUUCAUAGGAUCAAAAUAUAGAUUCUCAUGAGGAGACUGAUCAGAGGGACAUUUACUUGAUCAAAGGAACAAUAUGCUUAUGCUUGAUGGCCCAAUACUCUAUAUGAAAAAAGGCAUAAUAUUUCAAUAGUUCAUAAGCUUUUAUUCAAGUAUAACCAGUAAG
Molecule: messenger RNA, 1690 nt
Organism: Brassica napus (rape)
Lineage: Eukaryota; Viridiplantae; Streptophyta; Magnoliopsida; Brassicales; Brassicaceae
Product: protein DOWN-REGULATED IN DIF1 11-like
Exons: 1
Coding region: 486-968 (160 amino acids)
Source: RefSeq, a predicted model, not a curated record